Molecule: messenger RNA, 3225 nt
Organism: Penicillium antarcticum
Lineage: Eukaryota; Fungi; Ascomycota; Eurotiomycetes; Eurotiales; Aspergillaceae
Product: ATP-dependent RNA helicase MTR4
Exons: 3
Coding region: 1-3225 (1074 amino acids)
Biological process (GO): maturation of 5.8S rRNA; RNA catabolic process
Cellular component (GO): nucleus
Molecular function (GO): ATP binding; RNA helicase activity; RNA binding
Source: RefSeq, a predicted model, not a curated record
AUGGAUGAGCUCUUUGAUGUCUUUGAGGACACGCCUCAGGCGGUAACCCCGUCCGAGGCUAUCCCAAAACGUCCCAAGAAGGACAAGAGCAAGAAACGCCAGGUGAAUGGCGACGUCAAGAACCCCGAAGACGCCCAGACUGAACCGAACGAGGAUACCGUCUUGCCAGAUGCAUCUGCUACAGAGUCCAAGCCGGCAGUCGCCGAAGCACCCACUCCCGAGAACGAUCAACCCGAUGCGAAGCGACCCAAAUUGGACGAUGAACCUGCGCCAGUACUUGCGGAUUCUUUUGAAACCGAAGGACAAGUCGAGCUUGCCAAACUGCAAGGUGAAGAAGAGUCUAUGAAAGUAUCCCACCAAGUGCGCCAUCAGGUCGCAUAUCCUCCGAACUAUCCCUACGUGCCUCUUUCGGAGCACAAGCCGCCAGCAGAGCCAGCAAAGAAAUACUCCUUCACACUUGAUCCUUUCCAGCAACUUGCAGUCGCCUCAAUUGAACGCGAGGAAAGCGUUCUGGUCUCGGCCCAUACUAGUGCAGGAAAGACCGUAGUGGCAGAGUAUGCCAUUGCGCAAAGUUUGAAGAAGAACCAGAGAGUGAUCUACACGAGUCCAAUCAAGGCGCUGUCUAACCAGAAAUACCGUGAAUUUGCUGCCGAGUUUGGUGAUUGUGGUUUGAUGACUGGUGAUGUGACAAUCAAUCCUACAGCUACUUGCCUCGUUAUGACUACUGAGAUUCUCCGCUCCAUGUUGUAUCGUGGUUCUGAGAUUAUGCGUGAAGUACAGUGGGUCAUUUUCGAUGAAAUUCAUUACCUGCGAGACCCAACCCGUGGUGUUGUUUGGGAAGAGACACUCAUCCUCCUGCCCGACAAGGUCCGCUACGUUUUCCUGUCUGCUACUAUCCCCAACGCUAUGCAAUUCGCCGAGUGGAUUGUGAAGAUGCACAACCAACCAUGCCACGUCGUUUACACCAACUACCGUCCUACACCGCUUCAGAACUAUUUCUUCCCCGCUGGUGGAGACGGCAUGCACCUAAUUGUCGACGAGAAGGGAGUGUUCCGCGAAGAAAAUUUCCAGAAGGCGAUGAGCUCAAUUGCCGACAAGAAGGGUGAUGAUCCCGCCGAUGCGAUGGCCAAGCGCAAAGGAAAGGGCAAGGAUAAGUCUUUGAACAAGGGUGGAAACAAGGGCCCAUCGGAUGUCUACAAAGUCGUAAAGAGCAUCAUGCUGAAGUCAUUGAACCCUGUCAUUGUGUUCAGUUUCAGCAAGCGUGAAUGCGAGGAAGGCGCUUUGCAGAUGUCCAAACUAGCAUUCAACGAUGACUCGGAGAAGGAAAUGGUGACCAAGGUCUUCGAAAGCGCCAUCUCAAUGCUGUCCGAAGAGGAUCAAAAAUUGCCUCAAAUAGAAAAUCUCCUUCCGCUUUUGCGCAGAGGUAUUGGUGUUCACCACUCUGGCUUGCUGCCUAUUCUUAAGGAAACCAUCGAGAUUCUGUUCCAGGAGGGUCUCAUCAAAGCUCUAUUCGCCACUGAAACUUUCUCCAUUGGUCUGAACAUGCCCGCAAAGACUGUUGUUUUCACGAGUGUGCGCAAGUUCGAUGGUACCAGCCAACGCUGGGUCACCCCAUCUGAAUUUAUUCAAAUGUCUGGUCGCGCUGGUCGACGAGGUCUCGAUGACCGUGGUAUCGUAAUCAUGAUGGUUGGCGAAGAAAUGGACCCAGCUGUGGCGAAGGAAAUUGUGCGCGGUGAACAGGACCGACUCAACUCCGCAUUCCACCUUGGCUACAAUAUGAUUCUCAAUCUUUUGCGUGUGGAAGGCAUAUCGCCCGAUUUCAUGCUGGAGAGUUGCUUCAAGCAGUUCCAGACCACUGGAAAUGUGUCAAGUUUGGAGAAAGAGCUUCAGGAUUUGCAGGACAAACGGACCAACAUGGUCAUUCCGGAUGAGGGCACCAUUCGCGAGUACUACGACCUAAGGAAGCACCUGGACACACUCGCAGAUGAUGUCCAGCAGGUUGUGAGCCACCCGAACUAUUCUCUGCCUUUCAUUAUGCCUGGCAGACUUGUCCAUAUCAAACAUCAAGGCCAAGAUUUUGGAUGGGGAGUCGUGGUCAAGCAAACCCAACGCAAACAAGCGAAGAAUGAAAAGGAGCCAUUAACCCCUCAUCAAUCCUACAUUGUCGAUGUGCUUUUGAGGCUUGCGGAGGGCCCAUCCAUCGGCACUAAAUCUCACCAAGACAUCCCGUCCGGCAUUCAACCCGCAAAGGAGGGAGAAAAGGAGCGUAUGGAAGUUGUGCCCAUUGUGCUCAGCUGCAUUCAUGAAAUCUCACACAUUCGGAUUUUCCUCCCGAAGGAUAUCCAGGGGGCCGACGCGCGAAGCGGGGUGAAGAAGUCUUUGGAUGAAAUCAAGCGACGUUUCCCAGAUGGUCUUCCGUUGCUUGAUGCUAUCGAGAAUAUGAAAAUCACGGAUGACUCCUUCAAAAAGCUACUACGGAAAAUCGAAGUCCUCGAAUCUCGUUUGCUGAGCAACCCUCUCCACAACUCACCUCGUUUGGCCGAACUCUAUGAACAAUAUGCCGAGAAGGUAGAGUUGGGAACAGAGAUCAAGGCCGCCAAGAAGAAGAUCUCUGACGCCAUGGAGAUCAUGCAACUUGAAGAGUUGAAGAAUCGUAAGCGUGUGCUGCGUCGAGUCGGAUUUAUCAACGAGGAUGAAGUCGUUCAGUUGAAGGGUCGGGUCGCUUGCGAGAUUAGCUCUGGUGACGAGCUGAUGCUGAGUGAGCUGCUGUUUAACGGUUUCUUCAACAACCUUACUCCUGAGCAGAUUGCAGCCAUUAUGAGUUGUUUCGUGUUUGAAGAGAAGGUCAAGGAAGCUCCUCCAUUGUCCAAGGAUGAGCUGGCGAAGCCUCUCCGGGAGAUCCAAACACAAGCUCGCACGAUCGCCAAGGUUUCCCAGGAGUCCAAAAUGGCUUUGAAUGAGGAUGAAUAUGUUCAAAGCUUCAAAUGGGAGCUUAUGGAGGUGGUCUACGAUUGGUCCCAUGGCAAGUCCUUUGCCGAUAUCUGCAAAAUGACCGACGUCUACGAGGGAAGCUUGAUCCGUGUCUUCCGCCGGCUGGAAGAGUGUUUGCGGCAGAUGGCACAGGCUGCCAAGGUCAUGGGCAGCGAGGACCUGGAGAGCAAGUUCGAAGAGGCUCUGACGAAGAUCCGCCGCGACAUUGUUGCUGCUCAAUCUUUGUACUUGUAG